UUUUAUGAUAACUUGAUAAAACGCGCACUCCGUGAUUUCUAAUCGAACAAGAAAGUCUGCAAAAUGUUUGCUCGCCCGUUUUAUCACCUAAAGCACUCACUCCACUUGGGUGCCAGGAAUUCCUCUAAUUUUGUUCACGCCACGGUUCAGCAUGGAAUCGCAAAUCUGGUCAUGGACGAUCACGACACACGUAACGCACUAUCGAUUAAAAUGAUGCAAGAACUUAUUCAAAAAAUCACGGAGUUUGAAUCUGCGAAUACAACAAGAGUCAUAGUUUUGGGGUCCGCGAACAGCAUAUUCAGCACUGGUCACGACUUGAAAGAAAUGUCCCCAGAGCGCAGUCCAGAAGAACACGCCAAAGUCUUCCAACUCGCCACGCAAUUAAUGUACAAAAUAAUCGAUUCUCCAGUGCCCAUAAUAGCGAAAGUUGAUGGAAUAGCAGUGGCAGCCGGAUGCCAACUUGUCGCCCAGUGUGACUUGGCCUUCUGUUCUAAAAAAAGUUCAUUCUCAACACCUGGAAUUCAUUUUGGUGUUUUCUGCUCAACCCCCGGAAUAGCGCUGGCGCGCGUCGUCCCUAAAGCAACCGCCUUGAAGUUGCUCUAUUCAGGAAUCACGAUUGGCGCCAAAGAAGCCGAAGAAAAAGGUUUGAUCACCCAGAUUUCCGAGAACAAUUUGGAUGAAGAUGUUAAAGCAGUGUGUGAUCAAAUCGUGAAAAAAAGUCGCACCGUGGUGGAAUUAGGCAAGCGAUUUUACUACCAACAGGUGGACCUCAGUCUCAAAGAAGCCUACAAGAUGGGGGCUCAAGUCAUGGUGGACAACCUCAGCCUCGAAGACGGCAAAGAAGGGGUCAGAGCCUUCAUCGAAAAGCGCAAACCGUCCUGGAAACACCGUUGAUCUGUAUUUUUUGUAAAUUUUCAAAAUAAACUACAUAUUUUUGCUAAA
Messenger RNA from Zophobas morio, 942 nucleotides. Its product is annotated as enoyl-CoA hydratase domain-containing protein 3, mitochondrial. Bases 64 to 894 code for a protein of 276 amino acids. The transcript has 4 exons. Gene Ontology annotation, molecular function: hydro-lyase activity. The record is from RefSeq and is a predicted model, not a curated record. Gene Ontology annotation, cellular component: mitochondrion. NCBI's taxonomy places the organism in Eukaryota, Metazoa, Arthropoda, Insecta, Coleoptera, Tenebrionidae.